Messenger RNA from Mercurialis annua (annual mercury), 1221 nucleotides. RefSeq names its product probable enoyl-CoA hydratase 1, peroxisomal. The transcript has 3 exons. The coding region runs from base 205 to 999 and encodes 264 amino acids. NCBI's taxonomy places the organism in Eukaryota, Viridiplantae, Streptophyta, Magnoliopsida, Malpighiales, Euphorbiaceae. Gene Ontology annotation, cellular component: peroxisome. The record is from RefSeq and is a predicted model, not a curated record.
UGUACUUCAUUUUUAUAUUCCGCGAAAUGCUGUUAUUGAUCUUAUCUUUACUCGUCAUCGCCGCCAAAUGAAAUCGUCACCGAUAAGGCAAUUAGCCGCGACACGCAUUUCAACGCACAAAAUAUUCCAUUAUCAUAUUUUUCUGAAUAUACAAUUAUUCCAUAACCAGAACCCAUCUAAUCACAAUCUAAGAUAACCGGAAAAAUGGCCCAGUCCGACCUCGCAAGCCUAAUCCUCGUGACCCGAGGCCAAAACGGCGUCGCAACGAUCACCAUCAACCGUCCGAAAUCCCUGAAUUCAUUAACCAGGCCCAUGAUGGUUCGUAUGGCUAGGGAGAUCAAGGCCUUGGCUGUUGAUGAUUCGGUUCAGGUCAUUAUUUUGACAGGAUCGGGUCGGUCAUUCUGUUCGGGUGUUGAUUUGACUUCUGCUGAGGACGUUUUUAAAGGGGAUGUGAAGGAUGUGGAGACCGACCCGGUUGCGCAGAUGGAGCUUUGUAAGAAGCCGAUUAUUGGUGCAAUUAAUGGGUUUGCUGUAACUGCAGGUUUUGAAAUUGCUCUUGCUUGUGAUAUUUUGGUGGCCUCUAAAGGUGCUAAAUUUAUGGAUACCCAUGCCAGGUUUGGAAUAUUUCCUUCAUGGGGUCUAUCACAGAAGCUGCCAAGGAUAAUAGGAGCUGGUAGGGCUAGAGAAGCAUCACUAACUGCGAUGCCAAUAACUGCAGAGCAGGCUGAGAAGUGGGGUUUGGUUAAUUAUGUCGUUGACGAGAGUGAAUUGUUAAAGAAAGCUCAAGAUAUAGCUGAAGCUAUAAUAAAAAAUAACCAAGAUUUGGUGUUGAGAUAUAAGGCUGUCUUAAAUGAUGGCCUCAAACUGGACCUGGGGCAUGCUCUUUCUUUGGAGAAGGAACGAGCAUACGACUAUUACAACGGAAUGACGAAGGAACAGUUUAAGAAAAUGCAGGAGUUCAUAGCGGGUCGGAGUGCAAAACCUUCAUCCAAGUUAUAGGUUUUGUUGAUCUAAAUAUCCUUUUAUAUUUUUGUAAAAAAAAGAAUAAAAUUGUUGUUAGCCCCUCAAAUGUGGGAAGAUGAAAUCAAAUAAAUGUUGGGAAUGCAACCAGAUGUAUGGUUGCUUUUGUUGUGAUAGCAAUUUUAAGAAUUUCUCCUUUUUAGAUUAUUGUAUUCAUUGAAUAAUUAAUUGUUUUAAAAUUGUUGUUUGAUUUCCUUACCA